ACUGUCACCACGUUCCUUUCAGAGUUUCCGAAGGUGUCUUCAAUAUCACGAAGCAAACUGAAACUCAUGUUGAAGAGCAAGCACAGCGACCCUGCUCGAGACCACGCUCUGCACGAGAUGCAUCGGGAUUCAAUCAGUGUCAAACCGAAACCCUUGAAAAAGGUACCAUUGGUACAAGUUGAGGCGGAUAUUCGAAAAUAUAUUGCGUGCGUCCAUUCCUACACCAACAAAUACGAACGUAACCGAACCGAGUGCGUGCAUCAGCUGCGUGAAUUGAUUACGUCCCUUGAAAGAAAGGAUUUCCUUACUCUCGGCGAGGAAGCGUUAACACGUACGUGUGACGUCAACAACUCGGUGUGUGUAGAUGAGAGGAAUCUGUUUAUCGACCUGAUUGCACGUGAAGGCAGCGCCGAGGCCCAACUGCUGGUUCUGGAGCACGUGAUGUCACAGCCCAAUGUAACAGAGGAGGACCUUAGGAGAUGUCUUUUUCACGCCAUCGCCCUACAGAGCCCCGUGACGGAACUGGUGAGCUUAGUGGAAAAAUUGUGCUUCGAAGAUGGCCAUGAACCUGGCGAAACCCCUGCCCUUACGAAGACCCGAAAGAGGGCGUGUCUGUCCUUGGGGGCAUUGGCCAAGUCCUUGCAUGACCUCAACACCACGGUGUCGGACAGGAUUGUGGAGAGGAUAGAGAACUGGCUUGACCACCACAACGAAACGAGGUCAAGCGAUAUUAUCAAACCCCGCCGUCGCCGAUCCAUCAUACAACAUGAUACGCCAGCUCGCAAGCAUAUAGAAACCAAGAUGGUUCUCCUACAGAGUCUAGGCAACGCCGGGAAACAGCGAUCAUUACGUCACAUCAUGUCGUACAUGGCGCCGAAUGUGGGCGUCACAGCGUGGCGUCGUGCGGCAAUUAACGGACUUAGACACUUCUCCUGCAAUAAGAGCGCGGAUGCUUUGCUGACCAGUAUCAUACACGACCAUGACGAGGUAGUAAGGAAAACUGCCCACACUGUGUUCAAGAAGCACCCGAAAUCUGACGAUAGAAACUUCACUAUUGAACACGAGACAGAAGUGAUCAGCAAGAAUUACACCUAUCCAAUCGUGAGUCGUGUCCGGAGAAGUCUUCUCCAGGCACUUGAGGAAGGAAUCCGUGUGACGAUCCAGCCCCCUGGCAUCGACUGGCAGAAGACAAUCGGAACCGAAAACAUAGGGGCGAGCUUCGGUCUUAUCAUCCGAAAUACACUGGAUCUGAAAUUGGCUCUUCUCAGCGGUCAUUUCAUGGUAGAUGUUUAUGACGGCGCGUAUGCAGAGGCUCAUGUCGGUAUGAUUGGGUUUAAGAUCGACAUCGUCAAGGCCUACGUUUGCUUCAAGGGUCACAUCGAAUACGACUUGAAUGUCCUUAAGGACUUUGGAAUCAACAGUCUUUCUGAUCUGGUCCAAAUCUUUGACAAAAUUAUGGACAAAAUUGUUAACCCGAUCAUUAAUGCGAUAGAAGCAUUCAAGCAAAUACUGACCAUGGUUAAAGGUGGUAAGACACUCACAAAGGUUGUCAAUGAAGUCGUGGACAUCGUGAAAAAUCUCCCGACACGACUUGGUGAGGUGGCUAACCGAAUGCGAGAUUUUGUUAAGGAACUGUUCAGCAUAAGCGCCAACACUAUUAUUGAAGAGAUCAAAAGCAUUGUUAAAGAAGUUAGCGACUUCAUCGACGGGAUAAAAAACGAUGCUCUCAAAUUCUACAAUGACGUUGUUGAUGUUGUUACGAUGGCCUUGCCCUACACAGCUAAGAAGAUUAUGGAUGCCUUCAAUUCAAUUGUUGAAGCUGUUGGGAAACUCUUCCAGAAUCCAAUACAGGCAAUGACAUCGAUGUCCAGGGCGAUAAUAGACAUCAAAGUGGCUGUAACAAUGGCAAUAGACGUCAAAAAUAAAGUGGUAGAGGCAUGUCUCUUCAUUAAAGGGCGUGUUGUUGAAUGGAUCAACGCAGCAAAGAAAAUACCAGCAAUUCUAGGACGAAUUAAGGACGUGUUCAAGAAACUCACCGACUCGAUUAAAGAUGGUGUACCGGCAAUCAAGAAUGAGGCAAAGUCGGCGAUCAGUGACGGCAUUUCAGCUGUGAAAGACACGAUGCACGAUGUUGUAAAUAACCUAAAGGGUAAAUGGGACCACGUGUUUGAACCGCUGCAACCUCUGAUCGAAUUCGUGACACCAUUUGUUGAAAUCUUUAAGUCUAUCAUGGAUGCAAUAAAAGGCGUAAAAUGGGGUUAUCAAAAUAUCAAAAAAGUCAUCGAAACGAGCAAAUCAUUUGUGCAAAAGGUGUUUGGACCAAAAUUCGACCGCAAUUUUCCCACCAAGCGCCGCGAUGCAUUUGAAGAAUGUCCCUCAGGCGUGUGGCCAUCCACAGCUAACGGAGCGUACGGAACAACGGGGGUGGAUAUCAUUCUUGAAGAGGGACAAACGGUCCAUAUGCCUGUAAAUGGAAUAUUAAAAAGUUACAGAGAUGAAAAAAAAGUAGUCGUAAAACCUAGCGAUCCAGAAUUCGCUCUUUUUGAAAUAGUUGUGGAAAACAUUGACGCAGAUCAAUCUUUGCACGAGAAGACCGUUAAAGCUGGAGAAAAAAUUGGUAAAGCCACAACAGCAAGGGUCUGUAAAGAAAGGAAACUGAGCAUUAAUGUAAAGGAAGCCGAUGGUAAUCCACAAGACCCAAAUACUGAUAAACGCCUUGAAAUAACCAUUGGAGAAGCUAAGAAAAAUGAACAAAAUGAGUGGAUGUCUACUGUAGCCUCAAGAGGAAAGAAUUCCAUCCACGUCUCAGUGAGAAAGGCUCAGGAAGACGAGCUGCCUGAUGCUGAUUAUGACUACACUGAUCCGUCACCUUUCCUUGAUCGCGUGGUGCCGAUUCCAAAAUGGAUCCAGGACUGUAACGAUCACGAGUUUAGAUACAUAGGACAGACAUUCGAAUCCGGUGAAUCGGAUGAAGACGUGGAUCCUGAUAAGAAAAAAAAAAACGUUGGACGUCGUAAACCUAACGCGAAAAAGACACCCGUUGGACGUCGUAAACCUAACGCGAAAAAUAUCGAUGGCAUGCUAGGUGAUGAGGAUACCAAGUACAGACCUGACGACCCAUCUCUGUAUGAUCCUACAUCGUUUGGAGACAGUCUCAAAGAGAGUCUCAAAGAGCAAGCUAAACAGUUUGCUGAGAUGUUCAAGCAAGCUCUCUUUGGAAGCAAUCCAAAGAUCCCAAACAUCUUAGAAAUAGUCGAUGUGAACAGCAAAACGGUGGAUUGGAUCAUAGAAAAGCUCAACGCAACAUCUGAAAUUGGAAAGAAAUUCAUCGACAUCUUAAGAAAGUUAGCCUGCUCAAUGAAAGCGGAACCUUCAGAAUCAUCUGCGACCUUAACACCAAAUUUAGCGAUUAACUUUCUCAAACUUCACAAUUUCAAAUUCAAUUUUGGAGGAUUUGACUUUACUGGUGGAUUAAAUUUUGGUGGAAGCGGAGAUGAUGACAAUAGCGGUGGAUUUAAGUUUGGCCCCUUGAAAUUUGGGGAUGCUGGUCAGUUGUCUCUCUCCAUGGCAGAACUACCCGGAAAACUUUGUCCCAUGUUUAAAGAUGGAAUAGCCAAAGGGUUCGGUCACAUUUGCUACGUUCACGAGGACUGCCUUGGUCUGUCGUGCAACAUUCGAGUUCCUCUCGGACCCAAGUCAGAGAUGCUGCACGCCUCCAUAGCACUUGUGCCAUCGGAACUGAAAAUAGAAAUAAGCGUUUUGGGAAGGAAUUAUACCAUCCAACCAAACGGUGAAGAUCAGCAUAUGGAGGUGGCGAAUUUCUUACUGUUCAAAGUGUUGUUCAUUGUUAACGCAAAAAUUGAAGGGACAUCUGUCACACUCACAGCUGAGAUACAAUUGUGCAAUGAUUUAUUCAUGACAUGUAUGCCUCCGAUAGAAUUGUUCCACAACCUCAAUUUGAUGCCAAACGCAGUUCGACAUAAACGAGCGACGGGUUCAUGUACAGACGUCAGUAUCCGACAAACACCGAUUUCGAUAUUCAUGAUGCAGCUAAGCGAAUUCUACUUGCUGAAUAAAGAUGUGACAGCGACACUGGAAAAUGUGCGACAUCAAGUCGUUGAUCAGCUGCUGAAAGACAUGGCAGACAAGUUCAUGGCAGCAUUAACGGAGUUUCCAGAUAAGGUUGACUUCUGUGUUAGUGCCAAUAUUCCCGUGCCCCCAUUUGAUAUCACUUUCUUCAACAUUCGUCAACAUUUUAUGGUUGGACCAGUACCUUUGUCACUAGGUAUGAUGCAUAACAAGUCGAUAUUUUGUUUACUGAUUCUUACUGAGAGGCAUAAAGCGAUUGACGUCAGUCCAUAAGUCCGUCCCCAAAAAGACAUG
Molecule: messenger RNA, 4383 nt
Organism: Dreissena polymorpha
Lineage: Eukaryota; Metazoa; Mollusca; Bivalvia; Myida; Dreissenidae
Exons: 25
Coding region: 67-4362 (1431 amino acids)
Biological process (GO): lipid transport
Molecular function (GO): lipid carrier activity
Source: RefSeq, a predicted model, not a curated record